This is a messenger RNA of Fusarium odoratissimum NRRL 54006, 837 nucleotides long. RefSeq lists its product as uncharacterized. Gene Ontology annotation, molecular function: oxidoreductase activity, acting on the CH-OH group of donors, NAD or NADP as acceptor. The record is from RefSeq and is a predicted model, not a curated record. NCBI's taxonomy places the organism in Eukaryota, Fungi, Ascomycota, Sordariomycetes, Hypocreales, Nectriaceae. The transcript is spliced from 3 exons. The coding region runs from base 250 to 837 and encodes 195 amino acids.
GGUUCUUAAUUCGUGCAACUUUCAAGAUGGAAAAGACUCUUGAGGGAAAGGUCGCUCUGGUCACCGGCUCUAGUCGUGGAAUCUGAGCAGCCAUCGCAACUCGCCUAGCCAAACACGGCGCCAAGCUGGGCAUCAACUAUGUCUCCUCAGCAUCUGCAGCGGAAUCUGUAGCCGAAAAUAUUCGCAGCUUGGGCUGUCGAGGCUAUCGCCAUCGAAGCUGAUGUAUCCAAGCCGAAGGAAAUUGCCGCCAUGUUCCAGAAGGUCAAAGACGAAUUUGGCAGACUGGAUAUCGUGAUGAGUAACUCCGGUAUUGAACAUUUUGGUGACCUCGAGUCAGUCACGGAUGAGGAGAUUGAUAAGGUUCUCGGGGUCAACGUCAAGGCCCAGUUCGUUAUGGCGCAGCAAGCGUACAAGAAUCUAGAAGAUGAAGGACGACUGAUCCUCAUCUCUUCUAUCUCUGCUGUCUGGGGUGUUCCCAGACAUGCUUUGUAUUCGGCUUCUAAGGCUGCCGUGCACGGUAUGGUCAAGUGUCUUGCUUGGGACUUCGGCAGCAGAGGCAUCACUGUUAACUGCAUCGCCCCCGGAGGAGUCAAGACAGAUAUGUACGCCGAGGCCGCGGCGAAGUAUCUCAAGGGUGGUGAUAAGAUGAGUAUCGAGGAAGUUGAUGGAGAGAUCUCUGAGAUUAGUCCUUUGGGAAGACCUGGCUUCCCAAUGACAUUGCAGGAGUUAUUGCCAUGUUGGCAAGCCCUGAGGCGCAAUGGAUCACUGGUCAGACGAUCCACGCAAGCGGUGGAGCUCAUAUGGGGUACACAGGGAGGUGCCUUUCAGAUUGAAUAA